Mauremys mutica (yellowpond turtle) is the source of this 5059-nucleotide messenger RNA. RefSeq names its product taxilin gamma (gene TXLNG). Gene Ontology annotation, biological process: regulation of cell cycle. The transcript has 10 exons. Bases 313 to 1920 code for a protein of 535 amino acids. Lineage: Eukaryota; Metazoa; Chordata; Testudines; Geoemydidae. The record is from RefSeq and is a predicted model, not a curated record. Gene Ontology annotation, molecular function: syntaxin binding.
GGGGGGAGGGGGAAUUGCACGACAGCUCCCAGCAUGCUCUGCGCCUGCGUGAGCCAAAGCGAGGGGGUCUGAGGGGACCCGCGAGCUGCGUCAUCCGCACAGCAUGCUGGGAACAGCAGUCCCCAUCUCCGGGCAGGCGGGAGCCGCGCUGAGGGUCCCCGGCCGCCCAGGUCCCUGGUGGGAAAAGUGCAUAUCACGUGACUGGGAGAGCUGCGCGGUGAUUGGCUGCGGGCGGGGCCGGCACAAGCGCUUCCGGUGUCUCAGGUUCGGACGGCGACGACAGGCUGCUUGUUUGGAUGCUGCCGUCACAUCAUGGCGACGCGCGGAGCCGAAGCAGCGCGCGGCGGAGGCAGUAGCAACAGCGCUGUAGGGUCCGGACGGAGCCGGCGCCAUAGCCUGGGGCAGCGGGAGGAGGCGGCGGCAGUGGCGGCAGCGCGGGGCAGCCCUGAGUUUAUGGUUGGUACAACAGGUGAAACUGGAAUUUGUGAGAUCGGAAUGAAUACCCAGGAUCAGUUGGUGAACAGCAAAUGCAUUGAAUCUGACACAACUUUGCAACAUCUGCAAUCCAAUUGUGAUGGCAUAGAAAGUACAGGUGCAUUGGAAGAUGAAGAUUAUAUCACAAAAAAUAGAAAGCCAGUGGGUUCAACGUACUGUACUCAUGAAUCACGUGAGGAGACUCCUGGGAGAGAAGAAGCCCGUACUGAGCCACCUGAUGGCCAACAAGAUCCGGAGACUGAAAAAAACAAAGAGAAAACCUUAGGAAAAGAAGUACUGUUGUUGAUGCAAGCCUUGAACACACUUUCUACUCCAGAAGAAAAGUUGGCAGCUCUCUGCAAGAAAUACGCUGAUCUUUUGGAGGAGAGCCGGAAUGUUCAAAAGCAGAUGAAGAUACUGCAGAAGAAACAAGCGCAGGUUGUGAAAGAGAAAGUCCACUUGCAGAGUGAGCAUAGCAAGGCCAUUCUAGCACGCAGCAAACUGGAAUCUCUGUGCCGGGAGCUUCAGCGUCAUAACAAGACUUUAAAGGAAGAAAACAUGCAGCAAGCACGUGAAGAAGAGGAGAGACGUAAAGAAGCAACUGCACAUUUCCAGAUCACACUGAAUGAAAUUCAGGCCCAGCUGGAACAGCAUGAUAUACACAAUGCCAAGCUCCGCCAAGAAAAUAUUGAAUUGGGGGAGAAGCUGAAGAAACUAAUUGAACAGUAUGCUUUGCGGGAAGAGCAUAUUGACAAAGUGUUCAAGCAUAAAGAAUUACAGCAACAACUGGUGGAUGCCAAACUUCAGCAAACAACACAACUUAUAAAAGAAGCUGAGGAAAAACAUCAGAGAGAGAGGGAGUUUCUAUUAAAAGAAGCCACUGAGUCCAGACACAAAUGUGAGCAGAUGAAGCAGCAGGAAGCCCAACUAAAACAGCAGCUUUCUCUUUACAUGGAUAAGUUUGAAGAAUUCCAGACCACCAUGGCAAAGAGCAAUGAACUUUUUACAACCUUCAGACAAGAAAUGGAAAAGAUGACCAAGAAGAUAAAAAAACUGGAAAAAGAGACAAUAGUGUGGCGUACAAAAUGGGAAAACAACAACAAAGCUCUUCUGCAAAUGGCUGAAGAGAAAACAGUUAGAGACAAAGAAUACAAAGGCUUUCAAAUAAAACUGGAGCGUUUAGAGAAGCUGUGCAGGGCUCUUCAGACUGAGCGGAAUGAGCUGAACGAGAAGGUGGAAGUUCUUAAGGAACAGGUUUCUGUAAAAGAAGCAGAUGUGGAUCUAGCAGUUCAGGUGUUGCAGUCAUGCACACUCAAUUCCCAUGAGGAGCUGGGAACUUCCACUGAUACAGAACCAGGAAUUCAAUCAGAUGCUGAAUCAAGUGCAGCAAAUGAAGGAAACGGCUCUGAAAAGACUGUCUCCACGAGUCCUGUUCCUGUUGACUAAAAUGAAGCGUAAACACUGUAUUGAGAGAUAUAUUUUGUGUAUAACUUUCUCUGUUGGUGGUAACUAUUGGUUUUGUGGUGAAAAUUUUCUUACUUUUUCUACCAUAUAUGUAUUUUCUUAGAACUACUGGACUUAUGUGGUACAGGAAGCUGCAUAGCAGCUUUGAAUAGCGUAAUCUAUACAUUUUCCACAACUGUGUUGCACAUCUGCCUCAUUUUAAAAAAAUAUUUUUCCAUAAAGAAUGCACGUGCAUUUUCCUUUCCCCUAAACACAAAUCUCACCAUGUCAGUUAAGACUUGUGUACAGAUUUAACAUUUCAUGGGGAAAAGUGACGGGAGUGUUACUUCAUUGGUUUGAAAAUAACAUUUUGCUUCUGUUAACUGAACUAAGGUUUGGUAUACUAAUGUAAUUACCAAACUCUUCAGUAAAUUAUCUACAUUCAUCUAAUGGCCAGUAGGAACUUCAGCUAUCUCACCUGAUUAUAUAUGAAAAUAAUGGUCCAGAAUAUGAUCAAGAAUAUUUUACAGGGUUUUAGUGUAGUUGUGGUAUGACAAAAACAGCUUUCAAAUAUACAUACUUUAAUUUGCAGCUGGUAAAACAGGGUGUACAACUUUCUUGCAGACUUCUCAGGAUUGUGCUCUAAGGUUAAUUCACAGACAGACAGCCUAUAUUUGCCCUCCCUGUGAAUGUGUUCAAUUUAAUUUGCAAAGAAAGCAUACAGGAAUGAAUGUUUAUGGAGUGAAGUUGUCUGUAAUGAAAUAUACACAACUGCAGAAGUUAGUCAUGUUAUGUCCCUUAACAUAAAGCCUCAGCAUUGCAGAGAAUUCAUAAAAUGAUUAUUUCUGAUUAGAGAAGUUACAUUAAAUCUGGAUAUUUUAAAACAAGGAGUUCUUGUAGAUUUGUUGAUACUUAAGAUACCAACCUUUGGUUUGGAUGUUCUUUACUUAGCACUGUAUGCAAUAUAUUUAAGGAUCUGUAAAGAACACAGUUAAUAUUUGAUCAUGUGGAUUCAAAUAUAUUCCUAGAGUAAAACAUUUAACUUGUCACACACCUAACCUGAAAAGUCACUGAUCAGCAGACAGAGUGCCUUCCUGGUACCUACUGCUUGCCUGGUAAAUUGGUAAUUCAGAGGUUUCAUGUUAAACUAAUAUGCCAUAAGUAAAAAAAAAAAAAAAAAUUACAUUUAAAAAAAUGUAAUGGACUGCAGUUGUGAGCCAUACAGAGUUUCACUUUGAAAACCUGGGUAUCAAAUUUUUAAGGGAACUGUUCUCUGGGACAGGCUGGGACCAACAUUUAUUUUUAGCAAGGCAGGAAAUGUAGGCAGGUCAUGUAUUAAGUAACAAGCUACUGUUAAGUUUAGCCCAUAUAUGUUCGCUUUCUAGUUUCAGUUGCUGUCACUUUUAUUUUAAGAGAUACAAAUGUGUAGCUUUUUCUGGUACUUAAUGUUCUUUGCACUUAACUUCAGUGGGGGAUUUCUGAACCAAGCACAUAACUUUCAAUGCGCUUCCCUCCCCGCCCCUUUUGUUCUUUUUGGCAGUUUAGUGGCUAAAUUACUUGAAUGUUCAGGCUGCACUGAGCUCUUGAUCCCUUCCCUGAUGUAAUGAUGUACAUUAAAAUAAUGUAGAUGUCUUAUAAAGAGAAUAAGGUUGUAUAAAGCCUGAUAAAUGUGUUUUAGCUCAUACCACUGAACAAAACUGUAUCAAACUGACAUUUCUUAAAUUGUGUAGCAAAUGAGUGACAUAAAUUGGGAACUGGCCAGUUUUUCUCUUCAAUUUGCACAGUCUGUUUUGUAUUCGUGGCCACACGUGGUGAAGUAAUGAGAAGGUAGAGGUGAGCAGUCAGAGGUUGGACUCAACUUUGAAACACUAAUCACGUUAACCACAUGGCAACAAAAAUACUGGAAAGAAGAAACAUCCUUCCAAAGUUGCUUUAUCAAAUGAUUUGUCUGAUGUUGUGUGUUGUCAUGGAAUCAACAAACUGUAACAGAAGUAAGUUUUUAAAUUUCUGCCAAAACUGGUCUUCAGUUAAUAAAUUAAGUGAGCGUGAAAUCAUUUUCCUGAGGGCAAGUGAAAAUCUUAAUGUAUCAAUUACAGCACAACAUACCCUUGGCAAAAAGUACAAAUUUCACAAGUGAAGUGGAAAGUGCAGUUUUCUCUUUUUAAAAUGUAUUUGGUCUCCUGUAUCUAUAACCAACUUUCUUUUUAUAAUGCGUGUUCCAUGUGUAGUCAAGAGUGAACUUUGGACUCUGCCGCAAGGGCUGUAAAGAUAUGUGAGCCGAAUGGAAGAGCAGUACAGAUAUAUGUAGUUACUGGCCUACAUGUGUAAAUGAAGCAGAAUGCCACUAGUAAAGGGUUUUAAGGAAUCUGGGAUUUUCUUCCUAUCUCUGUGUGACCCUGAAAAGGUCCCACAUCACACCAACUUCUUCCCUCUAGCAAAGAUGGGCUGGACUUGGCUUCCUGGACGCAGUUAAUGUCAUUCCAUGCACUGGCCAAAGGGGUGUUGCUACAAAGAAUGCAGGUGAUAAGCCCAGUGCUCACUGAUCUGCCACACAGCAGGCUGUUGCACUGCCACUGUACAGCCACAUUGGUUCCAGUAGGGUUUUUAUGGAAACUUGUAUUGUGUCUCUUCCACUACCACAACUGUUUAAUCUGGGCUGUAAAUUUAUGUAGCCUCUGAUGUGUACACCUAAUUGUCAGUUGGGCCCAUGAUUUUUAGCAUGAUUAGGGCUGCGCCAAAAAAAAAAAAAAAACUAAAUUGUAUGUGAUGCAAGACCCAAAUACAUAUAGUAGUGUACACAUCUACGUUAGGGCUGUAUCUCUCCAAUCUGUUUUGUCCUUCCUUUAUUACACUUACACCUGGUUAUAUUACAGUUUAAUUCUCAGGUGUUGCAGAAAAUCUACCUCUUCAGACUGUAGAUGGAAAUAACUGUGAAAAAAGUGAUGCAGAAAUCUAGUUUGUGCUAAACACACUGCUUUAUUUUUACAACCAUGUCUGCUUUCAUGAGAAAAAAAAGUUGAUAAAUGAACAGGCAGUCUUGUUUUGCUUUUCAAAAACAUUUUGUAGGGAUUUUUCACUAAUGUGAAUCUGAAAUUUUAUCUACUCGAUUCUGUAUAGAUUAAGUAAAUAUGUAUGCUUAAUA